CCUGCACCUGCCUGCCCUCCCUUUUGAAAUGCAACUACUACUACGACUCCCUCCCAACCGUGGCACGUACGCCUCGUUCUCACUGACACAUGGGCCCCGAAACACAGGCCCCCACCUGCGGAUCCAACCACUGCACUCACUGCGCUCCGCUCACUCCGAGCUGAGCUCGAUCGUUUCCUUUUGUUGGUUUGCCCGCGUCCAAUUUAAGGCGAUUUAAUGCGCCAGCGCAGCGACGAGGAGCAGCAGUGUGCAUCAAUGGCAUUGGCAGCCAUGGCCGGAUCCAUCUGAGCUCACUCCCACAUCCGCCGUCUUCUACAUCCAUCCUUCCCCGGCCAGCUCCUCCGCCCAUCUUCUCCGCCAUUUCUUUCUUUCCUGGAAGGAAGGAAGGAAGCAGGGACCCGACCGGAGAGAGAGAGAGAGAUUUUCGUUCUGUUUUGUUUCUUCCUCCCCCAUCUCCCCUCCCCUUUUGGUCUGUCUCUCUCUCUCUGGGUAAUGGCGGCAGCGCUGCUAGCUGCUGCUGUCUGGUAACAGUACUGCCAGUACUGUCUCGACGUGUUGACUUCUCUGCUCCGCCAUUGAUUUUCGAGAUAGAUCCGAGCCAGCCAGGGGAGCGCUCUGAAUUCAAAUCCACACGCCGUCGCGGUGCUUGGAUUUGCUCCUUUCUCUCCCGCACAAGCACAAUCACUUUCCCCCUUUCACCAUGCUCCUCCAUUGCUAGCUAGCGAGCCCAUCUUUCUUUCUCUGGUCCAGGUCGUCCACGUAGGGAGGCCAUGGUGGCCGAGCCGCUGGUGCACAAGGUGCUCGCCAUGGCCACGGCCACCCUCUCCAACAAGAAGGCCGGCAGGAAGGGGGACAAGGACGGCGCCAGCGGCAGGGUCGGCAUCCUGUCCUUCGAGCUGGCCAACGCCAUGUCGCGCGCCGCCAGCCUCCACCGCUCGCUCUCCGCCGCCGAGGCUGCACGCCUGCUCGGCCCGCUCUGCCUCGGCUCCCACGCCGUCCGCGCGCUCGUCCCGGGCGACGACGCGCGCCUCCUCGCCCUCGCGCUCGCCGAGAAGCUCGACGCGCUCAACCGCGUCGCCGCCGUCGCCGCGCGCCUCGGCCGCCGCUGCGCCGCCCCGGCGCUCCAGGGCUUCGACCACGUCUACGCCGACCUCCUCGCCGGCCGCUCCCCUCCCUCGGCCUACCCCUUCUUCGCCCCCGCGUCUCACUCCGAGGCGGCGCUCCUCCGGCAGCUCGACCGGCUCGCGGCCGCCACGGCCGCGCUCUACGCCGAGCUGGACGCGCUCGCCGACCUCGAGGAGUCGGCCCGCAAGCUCCCCACCGACGAGGCCCGCCGCGCGCUCCUGCAGCGCGCCCGCUGGCGGCGCCAGGACGCGCGCCGCCUCCGCGACGCUUCGCUCUGGGGCUGGACCUACGACAAGGCCGUGCUCCUGCUCGCGCGCGCCGUCUGCGCCGUCUACCACCGCAUCUGCCUCGUCUUCGGCGACCCCAUGCGCGGGCUCGACCUCCUCCUUGUUUGCGACCACAAGGACCGAGAGCGCCACCAGAGCAGCCAAUGCCACGACGACCAGAACAGCCGGCAGCUCUUCUCCGGCCCGGUCACCUCCGCCAAGUCGGGGCCGAUUAUCGACAGGGUCGCCGCCGACGCGGACCCGCCACAUCCCAGUCGGCUCCGGUCGAACUGCGGGGGGAACAUGUUCAUGGAGUGCCUGAGCCUGAGCAGCUCGGCGGCAUGGAAAGACGACGACGGGCUGGACGAGGACGACGAGUCCUUCUUCUCCGGGGACGCCAGCAGCUGCAUCAGCGCGAUCAGGUCAGGGAUUCUGGUGGCGCCGCCGUCCAGCGGCGGCGAAGAGCAUGAAGCAGCCAAGAACGGCGCCGGGAGCAGAAGAAGGAGGUCUCACUCCCACCGGCGGUUCGGGCCGAAGAGCACGGUGACCUCGCUGGCCCCGGCGUCGACCGUGGGCGGGUCGGCGCUGGCAUCACACUACGCCAACAUCAUCAUGAUCGUGGAGAAGCUGCUGCAGUACCCGCACCUGGUGGGCUCGGAGGCGCGUGACGACCUCUACGGGAUGCUGCCGUCGAGCCUCCGGUCGUCGCUCCGAAAACACCUCCCGAGGAACCUGGGCAUCUACGACGCCUUCCUGGCGCACGACUGGCGGGAGGCGCUGGAGAAGACGCUGGCCUGGCUGGCCCCCAUGGCGCACAACAUGAUGCGGUGGCAGGCCGACCGGAGCUUCGAGCAGCAGCAGAUGGAGGCGGUGCAGCUCAGGGGCGGCGGCAAUGGCAAUGUCAAUGUGCUGCUGCUGCAGACCUUGUAUUUUGCCGACCGGGACAAGACGGAGGCGGUGCUCUGCGAGCUGCUCGUGGGGCUCAACUACAUCUGCCGCUACGAGCAGCAGCAGAGCGCGCUGCUCGACUGCUCCAGCAGCGUCGACUUCGACGACUGCACCGUGGAGCAGUGGCACGCCACCAUGCAUCAGUAGCAAGCAGCUAGCAAGGUUUUUCGUUCUCCUUGAUGAUUUCUUUCUUUUUGUUUGUAAGUAGUGUGAGAAAACAAGCAAGCAAACAGAGGGUAGUGCUAGUAGUGGUUACUUGUGUUUUGGUUUGGGUUUCUCUGUCUUUCAUUUUUGUGCAUGCAUGGGUUCAGGGAUGAGAUGAGAUCAUCUAUCCAUUCACGAUCAAUGAAUGAAUGAAUGAAUAUAGGAUUGCCUCAUGAAAUGUGUGACAGAUUCAUGGUUGAAAUCAGGCCUCAAUGCAGAAAAUAGAGGAGGUGAAUUUAUCCAAACUGUUUGUUACUGGUUGUACAUAUGUCUCCCAAUCUAAUUAUUUUAAUAUACUA
Triticum aestivum (bread wheat) is the source of this 2842-nucleotide messenger RNA. RefSeq lists its product as uncharacterized. Gene Ontology annotation, biological process: positive regulation of growth. Bases 771 to 2486 code for a protein of 571 amino acids. NCBI's taxonomy places the organism in Eukaryota, Viridiplantae, Streptophyta, Magnoliopsida, Poales, Poaceae. The transcript has a single exon. The record is from RefSeq and is a predicted model, not a curated record.